AUGUCGCUCAAUGGUCUUGGUAUUCCCGCGAUCGCGGAAGCGCACCAGGCGGCGCUGGCGGAGGCGGGUGGAUGGUUCCUGCUGAAGUACACGUCACGCGACUCAGUCGAUAUCCUCACGAGAGGCAAUGGCGGCGCGGUGGAAGCGAAGAGCGCGAUCGCGAGUUACACGGAGGUAUCGCCGCUGUUUGGAUUUCUUUUGUAUAGACGGCGGAAAGUGCUUAUAAAGUACAUUCCUGAAGGCACGAGUCGGCUAAUGCAAGCUCGAGUCGCUGUCCACUUCAACGAGUUCUCAGACAAGUUCUCCCCGCAUGACACCACGAUAUCGAUCACGACCGCGAACGGCCUAAGCGAAUCGGGCCUCGCGUCUGCAUGCUCGCUACAUACAGCGACCGCCUCCAACACGUCCAGCAGCGGCAGUUUGCAGCGGAAGAGGUUGGACGAGAUCACCGAAGAUGCUGAGGAGAGCGGCGAGUUGAAAGUCAUCGGCCCGCAAAUCUUCAUCACGGAACAUUCGCCAACACGGGAUGGGAAUGAGCAACGGGCACAUACCCCGUCUAGCAGGCCUUGGACCCCGCGAUCUUCAUCGUUGGCCAGAGUAGAUGUAGCCAGUUUGGAUGCUUCGGGUGACUCGCCAACUGAAACCAAGGAAAGCAACGACCCGGGUACAUCUGUUCCUGACAAGAAACAAGACGAAGAUCCAAAAGCUGAGGAGACUCCCAAAGCAUGGAAGAUGGACUCCUCCGAAGUUCCUCCAGCACUAGUCCAAGUGCCCCCCCUAAGUUCUGAGGAAGCUCAACCAGCAGAACCCAGCGAGUCCGCUAGACCUCAAACCGGCAAAUCCGACCACGCUCCGUCCUUCAUGUCCGCCCACACCCAAUCUUCAUUUGCACCCACGCUCUCUAUGCGGAACGAAGGCGACGUGCGCACGUCGACCUCAACAGCCCGACCCUCGCUAUCCGACAUCUCGUUUGCCUCACUUUACAACAUGGCCAAACCCAAAGUCAAGCUGGGUCCUCGCCCUACCACGGACCGCGGCCGCGCUCCCAAUUCCGAAGGGAAACGCGUCGCGAACCUCCCAGCAGGCCUCCGCGCUGCGACCCGACGCGCCGUCCCGCACCACGACUCCGACGAGACGUACUCCCGCCCAUACAGCCGCGGCCAAGAAUCCGUCUACUCCACCAAAUCCGCAAAGUCCUCCCGCUUCGCACUUCAGCGCGACAAUGAACCCGAACUACCACCGCUCCCUUCAUCCCCGGGAAUCAACCGCUCCUUCAAAGCGUCCAACCGCACCUCCACGUCUACUAUCCGUCCCGAAACCCAGCAAUCAAGCCAUGCGCCGUCGACACGCGCGUAUUACCACUUCCCCCACGCACCCCCGCCGAUCCCCGAUAUCCCGCCUCGCAGCCCCGCCCGACCGACCAGCGCGACCAGCGCCAAGAGCAUGCCGAUCAGCCUCGGGACCGGCAACCGGAUGACGCCGGAGAAGCAGCGAUUGAUGCGCGCGGUGGAGUUGAGGAAACGGCAACAGGAGCAGCGGAAGGCGAGGCAGGAGAGAGAGGAGGAGGAGAAACAAGUGGUGGAGAGGGAAGUGGAGGAACCGCCGGAAACGAAAGUAGAGGGUACUUCGGCUAAGGACAAAGCACCGCAAAUAGAACUGGACGUAUCAGCGGGCGCGAUCGACGGAGACGAGGAUGAAGAGGAUGAAGACGGGACGCCGAAAGCAAGUAGUCCGCAAGUGGAGAACGGACAGCUGCAGGUGAAAGUGAUAUCAGAAGGGUCGAAGUCGGAUUCGGGCGUCGGUGUGGAGGUCCCCGUGAAUCCUGGAUGUUUGGAUCAAGCCGCGCCAGAGACGGUCGCACCGCCCGAGGAACUAGCAAUCACGGAAGAAAGUGCCGAGCCAGCAACCAGCGAAGAAAAUGCCCAACCAGCGAUUGAAAGCUCCAGUCCGACCUCUGUGCAAGAAAGCAAGAGUAGCGAUCAGGGUGAGGUCGAGAGCACGCGGCCUAGUUCUGUCGAGGACGCUAGCCAAAUCUUUGGAGAGCAGACGAGCAAGGAGCCGAGUAUAGAGACCGUGGUGGAAGUGAAGGUGAACGACGCUGUGUCCGAAGAACCGUCUACUCCUGAAGAUAUCGGUGUCGAGGUCAGUCCUCCCAGGAACAGCACGCUAGACACGAGGGAUCCUGAAGCGGAUGAGCCGGCCGACGACAACGCAAAUUCGACCACCCAAAUUCAGCCCACAGAGCCCGAGGAGCACAACCCAACCGUCCAGCGCAACACUAGCAUGCGCGACCGAAGAAAAGGAGGCGUACACGAACCUCUCCGUGUUGAUGUCGUCGCCGCGACCACCGAUCAUUCCGACGUGGACGCGGCAGAAACCGAUGCGGAUGGUGACUACCUCUCGGACGAUGACUCGUUUAUGGAGGAGUUGCAAACUGCACAGGUCCAAGAAGCCAAGCCGAUGUCUAUGUCGGUUUCGAAGUCGCCUAUCACUCCAUUCUUCACCCGACGGCCCAGCAACGGGAGCCUCCUGAGCGUAGUGACUGCAGCUGCUCGACAGGAUGGAUCGGGCUCAGCCACGCCGACUCUCAAAGGGUGGACCACGCCGGUGCGCAGCUACGAGCGAAAAGCAUCGUUGACGACCCCGGACGUGACUCAUGCUGUCCAACAGCGCGAUCGAGCGGAUUCGAGUCCACGACCCGCUAGCUCCAUCAUGUCGGUGAAAAAGGUCCACGUCAGCUCCGGCAUCAGCCAGCGCAUCAAAGCCCUGACCGAAAAGUCGAAUCGUGACAGCGUCGCCACCAUCACUCCCGAGAAGAGCCCCCCCGAGGAUCGUAUGUCCCGGUCCAGCUUCGCCACGCGGAAAUCCAGUAUCCGUUCCCUCGGAUGGGGCAAUCGCGAGAAAGACAAAGACCAAAAAGAGUCCAACCACAAGCAACGGCCGUCCCGCACCAUCCAAAUGGCCUUCGGCGACGCCCCCGACGCCUCUCGGCACAGCACCCACAGCAAGCGCCUCUCCCGAGCCUCUCUCUCCUCCAUGGCCCCUUCCGAGCCCCCCUACCCCUACAACCCCUCCAACACCAUCCUCUCGCCCACCAUCACCUCCACCCGCGACAGCACCACCCCCCACCCCCAAGCCGUCUACUCUAUCUCCCACCCCGCCCCGCACAACCCCCCAAAACGCCCCCGCGAUUCCGUCUCCGUCACCGCCCGCAUCAUCCGCCCCGCCCCCGACGGCGCCUGGGGGCCCGAUCUCGCCGUUCCCGGCCCUGGUGACGCGAAGCCCCUCUUGCAGCAAAGCCCCCUCAUCAUCGAACACCAUCGCACCGAGCCGCCCAACGGCCGCGUCUCCGAAUCGUACAGUAACCGUACCAGCCUCGUCUACGGGUCCGUCGCCGCCGCCGCCGCCAACGGGGUCGCCUCCCCGGGCAAUCUCCCCUCCGGCCCGUACCGCGACAACAGCACCAACCAGAGCGGCCACAGCCAUCACGCGUCGGCCGCAAUGUCGCGCAGCAGCAUGGACAGUGGCGCAGGCGCACCCUCCGCUAAAGAAAGCACCUGGAACCUCCGCGCGAAGAUGUCCCGGCGGAUGAGCGAAGCGCGCAGCGGGCCGACGAGCCCCGUAGUCCCGGUGGCAUCGUCGAGCGCGUCAGUGCGGCACCGCAGCAUGAGCAGCGUGAGCGUGGAUUCGCUAGCGCUAGCGGCGGGGCCGGCGACGGACGACGACGGGAUGUCGAUGACGGGGAGCGUUGGGGGGAAGGAGGGGAAGCGGGGGGGAGGUCGGACGAGUCGGUUGUUUAAGCGGAUGAGUAGUGGGAUUAGUGCGGGGGCGAGAAAGAUGAGCGUGAUGAGUCCGACGACGGUGAGGGAGGAGGGGGAGGAGGUGGCGGAGGUGGUGGUGGAGAGGCGGAGACCGGAGGGGUGUGAGGUGGGGGAUCUGAAUGUGCAGUUCCCCGACACUUUGCUCUGGAAACGCCGCUACCUCCACAUCUCCCCCUCCGGCGACCUCGUCAUCAAGCUCGCCAAAGCCGACCCCCCCUCCACCGCCGCCGCCGCCAAGCCCCACCACGCCGCCACCAAGCGCUUCCACCUCACCGAGUUCCGUCCCCCCUACGUCCCCGACCAGGACGCCCAGGAGCUGCCCAACAGCGUCGUGCUCGACUUCGUCGACGGCCGCACGCUGCAGGUCGCGUGUCAGGAUGCGGCAGGGCAGAGAAGGGUGUUGGGGUUGUUGAAGGGGAGGAGGGAGGAGUGGGUGGGGUUUGGGAGGGGGUGA
Messenger RNA from Eremomyces bilateralis CBS 781.70, 4275 nucleotides. RefSeq lists its product as uncharacterized. The coding region runs from base 1 to 4275 and encodes 1424 amino acids. The transcript is spliced from 4 exons. The record is from RefSeq and is a predicted model, not a curated record. NCBI's taxonomy places the organism in Eukaryota, Fungi, Ascomycota, Dothideomycetes, Eremomycetales, Eremomycetaceae.